Diachasmimorpha longicaudata is the source of this 2323-nucleotide messenger RNA. RefSeq lists its product as uncharacterized. Lineage: Eukaryota; Metazoa; Arthropoda; Insecta; Hymenoptera; Braconidae. Bases 1490 to 1924 code for a protein of 144 amino acids. Gene Ontology annotation, molecular function: odorant binding. The transcript is spliced from 4 exons. The record is from RefSeq and is a predicted model, not a curated record.
AGAACAUAUUGUAGAAGAACUAAUAAAUGUAUGUAUUAUUUUUUAUACAUCGUGAUUAUUUUAUUAGAAUGAUAUCGUUCUAAUUUUAUUUAAUAAAACUUGAUCCAUUAUUUUUUUGAACUCAUGACUGUUUGAACGAGAUUGCUAAUGCUACGAUAUUCUUAUCUUUCGCUUGCAAAGAAGGAGAUUUCAGGAAAGCUGAUCUUGACUCUUGAUACAUGAAGAGAUUCCGGGGGACAUUGUUCAGGGCCUAUUGUUGAAUCUUGGAAAUUCUAGUUUGACCCCUGACUGUGUCGCACUAAUUUGUCGAAUAAAUUCCUCCUCAAUUCUUCCAGAAAAAUUUUUCGCAGUAUUUUUUCCUGUGCCUUCCCUCAUGCCUCCAACAUCCUUCUUAAUCAAGAUCGUUAAUGGCCAUUUCAACUCAACCACAUUUGAGAUGCCAAAAAUGUACGACAAAUAUCUCGCAACAAAAAGACGCGAGAAAUGUUCUACACAUAUGAUACAUAUGAAAUAGUUGUUGAGACCACGAGGAGAUAAUACUGCACUCAAUCCGUUAUGUGCAGUAAAAUAAAUAGUAAACUGGGAACAGCUAACCAACAAAAUAUUUCGUAGAUGCAUAAUGGAGAUAGACGUCUAGGGAGUGUGCGAAUUUAAACUAUGGAUAAUGCAAUGCUCACUGCAAAUAUUUCCCUCUAACACAUCCACCACUGGGUGAGGUGGAUGAGGUAGCUAAAGGGUGGAAUGAGAAUUAAGAGAGAGAGAGAAGUGCAAGGAGACGAGGUUUACCAGAGUCGUCGUACCUCAUUACGUAUGUAUUUCUGCAUAACGAGAUACUCGGGGGCUACCGGCACGUUCUAGAAUCGAGGUUUCGAUACUCUGGGGAGCCACUCGGAAAUUAUGCAGCCACUGCCUUCGUGAGCAACUUGACAUCGGUGGCUACAGAGAGAGAAGCGCCAUUCGGAGGAUUUUGAAUUCAUGUUUCUUUGAUUUUCUGGGAAUUAAAUAUGUCAGCGAAUGAUGUUAAUGAACGGUUUGAUGGUAUUAUGCUGAUAGAUGUGCUUGGGAAUAAUCUUAAUGAUGUUUACACUGGGGAGAGUUUGAACACGGUUUCCAGACAAAUUCAUUAAAUUCUGUUUGUCAUAUUUGAGCUGAGGCUAGACAUCAGGAUUCUCAUUUUAUUAAUCUCGUCGUGACAAUAUUGAUAAAUUAAGAUUUUGUCGUUGCUCUGAUACAAACAUCUCACAGGAUGAAUUAUAAGGAUCCAUAAUUGAGAUCCACUGCUGCGUUGUCAUAAUUUCUGAGAUUCAACUUCAGCCAUGUGUAGAAAAUUGACUUAUCAUCGGAUUUAUUAAUCACUACUUUAGCUAAUGAAAGGGAAAAACAUAUUCCGUAUUUGUCUUAUUAUAUCAUAUGAUAGAAAUCACGUGAGAGCUUCCACUAUAAAUUAGUCGCGAACUGGCUAUCAACCGGGUCGUCUUUCGAGUAAACCAUGCUCGCGAAAACUAUCAUCCUUGUCGCCUGUAUUGCCACAACGACGGCUCUGACCAUAUCACCACGACACCCCACUUGGGUUUCGAUUUAUAAAAAAUGCUUCUUGGAGAUUCUAAAAUCCAAUUCAGCCAAGAUAGAACCGGAUCUUCAAAUUUGUGCCAUGAAAGAAGCAGGAACUAUGUCUGAGGAUGGAGUAUGGAAGGUGGAGCAAAUCAUUGAUAUUAUCCCGAAAGAUGAACCCAAAUAUGACGACAUUGUUUCAGCAAUGAGAAUCUGUGCCCGAGAAGCUACUGGGAAAACGCCAAGUGAGACCGCUACGUUCUUGCCCAUAUGUUUGGCUGGGAAGUUGCCCUGUGAGGAUGGCCGGUGUAAUGUGACUGCAAAUUUGCUGGUGGUAUUAAAUGCCACAAUGCUUUCGAGCCCUUCACAGUGAAAAUGAUUACAAAUAUGAUAAGACGCACCUAGUAUUUGUAUGUCCAGUUACUGUAAAUGAGGUUACAACAGGUCUUCAAGUUUCAAAAAUCGAUUUCAUUGUAAUUUCAUUCUUUAAUUAUUGGCAAAAGUAAAUAUGUAUCUGGUAUAUUUUGUCUGGUGUGCUGUUAAACUAGAAUUGUUCAAAUUUAACGAAACUUGUCUCAUGAUAUAGUAAUAACUUUCAAAUGAUGGCUUCGACUUGAAUUAUUAAUACCUUAGAAUAGUGAAAUAUUCGUAUUUCUGUACAUAACCAGAGAAUGUCUCACGAUAUCGCGAAAUAUAAAUAUAUAUGUAUGUAUCCCAUGUCACCUCGCUUCCUCAUGUUUUACGUAAUCGACCUCAUUAAGAAUUUACCUAA